AUGUUGUGGAGAACAUUGUGUGAGGAUACGGCUGCGUAUGAAUUUCCUGUCCUAGCUCAAAAUUACUUUGAAAAGUUAGUGCUCAUCUGGAAAACGCAAUCGCAAUCAGUGAAUCGUCGUCUGGUUGGCUCGGUCCCAGUAGGAAUGGAUGCUGAAGAAUACAAUGCCAUUAUCCAGAACGCCGCCAAGAUAGCUGACUGCUAUGUAGGGCAGGAAUGUGAGGUCCGCAGGUUUGUUGCGAAGGAUGCUUCGUUCUCUAAUUCGACUUACGAAGUCUCUUUUGCUGAAGACGAGUUAAGUGUCGUAUUUGUUCCGGUUCAACUAGAUCAGAAGAAUGAAAAAUCUGUUCAUAUUUCAUUCCCUUAUAAAUUAAGCUGCGUGCAAUCGUCUGAUUCGAGUCUGCGGCUCACACUUGCUGUACCAAUGAGUAUCUCAGACUGUGACUGUCGAUGGCUACUCAAUAAUAUGUUUCCUGCUCUCUUUAAAUGGCUUAGAUUUAUCGAUCCAAAUAGGGUCGUACGUAAAACGAACGCCUUGUUAGAUAUAGAGAACUAUAAUAUUCGCUACAGGAAGAUAAAAGAAAAUUAUGGACGGCAGCUUGUAGAGACCUGGACCGAAAGAACAGAUCCGAAGAAAUUUGUUUAUGAAGACUGCGGUAUAGCUGCCUACCUCCUGGAAUUUUGGAGAAAACGUGGUCGCACACCUAAAAAAUUUGCGGAUUUAGGUUGUGGAAAUGGAUUAUUGGUGUAUUUGUUGAACAAGGAAGGCAUAGAUGGAGUCGGUAUCGAUAUACGAAAACGGAAAAUAUGGUCGGAACAGCUGGCUGGCACUUCUCUUAUUGAGGCAGUUGUUGAUCCGUCUAAGAAAGACACUGCAAUACCUAAUGAUGUGGACUACUUGAUUGGCAAUCACACAGAUGAGCUGACACCUUGGAUGCCUGUCAUGGCUGCUAGAAUGAAUUGCGACUUUUUUGUGCUACCCUGUUGUCCUUUCAACUUUAAUGGCAAGUACGUGGCAAGGCCAGGUGACAGUGGUAGUCAAUAUGAUUCAUUCCUCAGAUUUGUUCGAGAGGUUUGCGCACGUCUGGGAUUUAUUGUCGAGGAAGAUCGUCUGAGCAUUCCCAGUACCAAAAGGUUAUGUUACGUUUGCACUAUCCCACCUCAAGGACUUGUUCCUAAUGUAGAGGAUAUUAUUGAGGAAUUAACUGGCUCUUCUACGAAAGUUUUCCUCCCUAGAAGUAAGGUGGAGCAGGUGCGUAACUGCUUAAAUGUUCCAAAAGAUGUUCGGCUAGACUUGACAAAGCGGUUUUUCUUUAAGCUCUUAGAGAUGAACGACGAAGUACAAAACGGCUGGCGACGAGGUGGAACUAUUGAACUUGGCAAACUAGCUGUGCUUUUGACGCCAGAGGAAAAACAACUAAUGAAGCAACAGUGUGGAGGAUUGCAAACUUUUCUGAGGAAUCAACACCAAGUGUUCAAGGUUUGCGCACGUCUGGGAUUUAUUGUCGAGGAAGAUCGUCUGAGCAUUCCCAGUACCAAAAGGUUAUGUUACGUUUGCACUAUCCCACCUCAAGGACUUGUUCCUAAUGUAGAGGAUAUUAUUGAGGAAUUAACUGGCUCUUCUACGAAAGUUUUCCUCCCUAGAAGUAAGGUGGAGCAGGUGCGUAACUGCUUAAAUGUUCCAAAAGAUGUUCGGCUAGACUUGACAAAGCGGUUUUUCUUUAAGCUCUUAGAGAUGAACGACGAAGUACAAAACGGCUGGCGACGAGGUGGAACUAUUGAACUUGGCAAACUAGCUGUGCUUUUGACGCCAGAGGAAAAACAACUAAUGAAGCAACAGUGUGGAGGAUUGCAAACUUUUCUGAGGAAUCAACACCAAGUGUUCAAGGUCACAGGUGGCAUGGCACAAAUUCGUGAUUGGCGAGAAGACGCAUCGCGCAAAUUCAGAAAAUCGAAAGGUGCUUCUGCUCGUAACGGUAUUUCUCCUUGUUGGAUGGCAGAAUAUCAUCCUGAUGGAUGUCCAAUGAAGGAUAUGCUCAACAUGAGCGAAUUAGUAGAAAAUGUUUUGUAUUUAGCCGACUCGUACAAGCUAACUCACCACAAUCAGUAUCCCGAGGGGACCACUCAUGUCUACUCAUAUUUUGAAAGCCGAGGUGGAAAGUUCCCAGAGGUAUGCUUUUUCGGUCUCCAGUACAUCCUUAAGCGGUGGCUUGUUGGACCGGUGGUGACCCAUGAGAUGAUAGAUGAAGCGAAGGCAUUUUACAAUCUGCACUUCAAAUUGGAUGUCUUCAACGAGUCCGGCUGGCGGCACAUUGUUGAUAACCAUGGCGGAUGUCUCCCUCUGCGAAUCAAAGCAGUACCCGAAGGAAAGUGUUACUCUCCUGGUGCAGACAUGGUAUCCUAUGACGAGGCCUAUAAACAGCUGAUUGCCCGUUUCCUUCACAUCACUAGUGACUCUAUGAAAGGAUUGCCGUUUAAAUUACAUGAUUUUGGCUAUAGAGGCUCAACGUCCGUAGAGGAAUCGGGUGCUGCUCAUUUAGUAAACUUCAUGGGUACUGACACCAUAGCUGGUUUGCAACUAUGUCGGAAGUAUUACUCUUGUGAGAUGGCGGGAUUCAGCAUUCCAGCCACUGAACACAGUACAAUAACAACAUGGAAACGUGAAGGCGAGGUUGCCGCAUUCCGUAAUAUGCUGCAGCAGUAUCCAAAAGGGUCUAUUUCUGUUGUAUCUGACUCUUACGACGUCUUCCAUGCGGUGUCAUCGAUAUGGGGAGAAGAGCUCCGUGAGGAAGUGAUUGAACGGGGUAAACGUGGAUGCCUCGUGAUACGACCAGACCCCAGACUC
This is a messenger RNA of Ostertagia ostertagi, 2844 nucleotides long. NCBI's taxonomy places the organism in Eukaryota, Metazoa, Nematoda, Chromadorea, Rhabditida, Trichostrongylidae. The record is from the annotation of a GenBank genome assembly.